ACCCUUUUGGCGUACAUCAUGAUGCGGACCGAAAACCAAGACGCAGGCCUUUUCGGAGAACAAACUACUUCAGAUCACUUGUGAGUCGCCACAGAGAAACACGUUAUACGGAAUUCAAAGUCGUCAAUAACAAUAUGGGGCGCCGGAAGCGGCGGAGAGGCGGAGCGCUAAAAUCAGUCCGAGUCCGCACAUUGUUGGAAAUGUUCACAUGGUGUGUCGCGCAUCGUGAGUUUACCUAGGCUAAUAGAAGAAGUUACUUCGACUCCGCUAAUAAUACUUUCUCCGGCCUCUUCCUCGGCGCUUUCUAAUUGAAUAUAUGUCACUGGUGCUCCCCGCAAUUCAAAGUCACUCACUGGCACUGCUAACUCCCCCAGAAAUGACCUGAGAGCAUUGAUAUAUAUAUACGAGAAUCCUCAAAUAGCUAAUAAUCAUGGGGGUGCUCGCGGUAGUCAUCAUUGCACUCGCGUUCUAUGCAAUCUUUACUAUCCUCCGGUCUAUCCAGCAAUUCAAUAGACACCGCAAGAAUGCAAAGGCUCUGCGCUGCCAGCCUGCACCCCAAGGACGACCCGGUUUCUACGGCAUUCCGGCCUUCUUGAAACUGGCCCGAGCUGUCCGGGAGAAGAGAUCGGUUGAAUUCAUGGCCGAACAGUAUGAACUAUAUGGAAAUACUUUUGCACAGAAAAUCCUUGGACGACAUCUUGUCACAACCAUCGAACCGGAGAAUUUAAAAGCGCUCUUAGCUACUCAGUUCAAUGAUUUCCGCCUGGGGAAUCGACAUCGAGAGUUCUAUCCGCUUCUGGGAGAUGGUAUCUUCACUUUGGAUGGUGCAGGCUGGUCGCACGCGCGAGCAUUACUGAGGCCCCAAUUUACGAGGGACCAGGUUGCUGAUCUGGCGAUGAUGGAUGAACAUGUCAUGAGGAUGAUCGAUAUCAUUCCCAAAGACGGCUCCGUGUUCGAUAUCCAAAAGCUUUUCUUUCUUUUAACGAUGGACUCUGCGACCCACUUCUUAUUUGGUGAAUCCGUCGGAUCCAUGCUUCCAGCUUCUUCCAGUCCCGGAGUACUCGAAAAAUCCACCGGCGGCGCGCAGGGCUUUGCUGAUGCAUUUAAUCUGGCACAAGAAUAUCUCGCCGCUCGAUCGCGAGCCCAGGACUUUUACUGGAUGGUCAACCCCGCGGAAUUCCGUGAAGCGACAAGGAAAGUGCAUGAUCUAGUAGACCACUAUGUCCAGUUGGCUCUCCAAUCCCGAAACAAGCCGCAGAAGCCAGAUGACCGGUAUAUCUUCUUGCAGGCUCUGGCGGCGGAUUCGCCAAAUCCAAAGGUGCUCAGAGAUAACUUGCUCAAUAUCCUUCUCGCAGGCCGAGACACGACGGCUAGUCUGCUCAGCUCUGCAUUUUUCCUCUUUGCCCGUCAUCGACACGUCUGGGACCGUCUUCGACGAGACGUUAUUCGCCAGUUCGGCGACUGCAACCACAAAGUUUCUGAUAUCACACAUGCGAAGCUGAAGGAUAUGCCUUAUCUUCGUUAUGUUCUUAAUGAAGUCCUCCGCUUGUACCCUCCAGUGCCAAUCAACUUCCGCGUUGCUGCCACAGAUACAUCUUUACCCGUCGGUGGCGGUCCGGACGGAAUGUCUCCGAUAUAUAUCCGGAAGGACUCAGUGAUCACAUACGUAGUCUACGCCAUGCACCGACGAAAGGAUCUAUGGGGUCCUGACGCAGAAUCAUUCCGACCUGAGCGAUGGGAAGAAAAUGGCAAGCACAGCUGGGAAUAUCUUCCCUUCAAUGGCGGGCCGAGAAUCUGUCUGGGUCAACAAUACGCCCUUACUGAAGCGAGCUACACAAUAGUUAAGCUCAUGCAGCACUUCGACACUGUCGAGAACGCUGACCUGGACCUCGAACAACCUGUCUUGGUCUCUAAUCUCACCAUGUCUCAUGACAGAGGCGUUAACAUCAGACUAUAUAACUCUGGAAAAAGCUGUUACUAAACCUAAGCAGCCUAUGUGUUAUAGUUCACUGGUGUGGUAGCAAUGUUUUCUUUGCAUUCGAUCGCUGGCUCUGUAUGAGAUAUUCAUGACCUAUGUUUUGAUUUGGGAUGGUGAAACUCUCCGCUAGAGCAAAAUUGACUAUAGCAGUGUACGUGCUCCAUCCAUCCUUCUGAGGAGAUAUGGCAACAUAGGU
Paecilomyces variotii is the source of this 2174-nucleotide messenger RNA. Its product is annotated as putative cytochrome P450 alkane hydroxylase. Gene Ontology annotation, molecular function: oxidoreductase activity, acting on paired donors, with incorporation or reduction of molecular oxygen, reduced flavin or flavoprotein as one donor, and incorporation of one atom of oxygen; iron ion binding; heme binding. The record is from RefSeq and is a predicted model, not a curated record. Lineage: Eukaryota; Fungi; Ascomycota; Eurotiomycetes; Eurotiales; Thermoascaceae. The coding region runs from base 431 to 1981 and encodes 516 amino acids. The transcript has 4 exons.